Drosophila innubila is the source of this 519-nucleotide messenger RNA. RefSeq lists its product as uncharacterized. The record is from RefSeq and is a predicted model, not a curated record. The transcript is spliced from 3 exons. NCBI's taxonomy places the organism in Eukaryota, Metazoa, Arthropoda, Insecta, Diptera, Drosophilidae. Bases 5 to 418 code for a protein of 137 amino acids.
UAACAUGAUCAUAUUUGAAAAGUUCCUCUUUUGCUUGCCCCUACGACAGGGUUGCCUUAUCAUGGGCUAUUUUCUAAUCAUUCAAGGCUUCGCCGAUGUCUUUGCUAUGAUGAUGAUAAUGUCUUAUUGUCCACGCCUCAAAAAGCUUUGGUUCCUUAAAGAUCAGAUCAACAUUGUUGCUGGCAUUCUGCUACUAGCAUCCACUCAUAGUCCUGAUAAUUUAGCAUUUUUAGUCCCUAUACAUAUUUUUGUAAAACUUACUGGUUUGAUUAUUGAAUUAUUAUUCUAUCUGCUGUUGGCCAGUUUCGACGACUUGGGCGACAAAAUGACAGUAUAUUCUUUCACGUCCAUUAUUGUUACUGUGUACUGUCUUCUCGUGACUUACUCAUUUUUCCAGAAGUUGAAUCAGCAGUCAUAAAUGUUGACAGAACAUAUCAAAUUGAUCGCCAAAUCCGAAUCCAUCACAUAAAUCUUAGUCCCUGUUAGAUAUAUAGGGACAGUAUUAUUUAUUUUAAUAUA